Messenger RNA from Lampris incognitus (smalleye Pacific opah), 2099 nucleotides. It is a transcript of the gene seh1l, whose product is annotated as SEH1-like (S. cerevisiae). Bases 79 to 1326 code for a protein of 415 amino acids. Gene Ontology annotation, molecular function: protein binding; structural molecule activity. Gene Ontology annotation, cellular component: Seh1-associated complex; nuclear pore outer ring. The record is from RefSeq and is a predicted model, not a curated record. Gene Ontology annotation, biological process: positive regulation of TORC1 signaling; cellular response to amino acid starvation. NCBI's taxonomy places the organism in Eukaryota, Metazoa, Chordata, Actinopteri, Lampriformes, Lampridae. The transcript is spliced from 9 exons.
GAAGAAGACAUAUCAAGCGCCCGCCUGGGGUGGGGCUAGUGUUUUUGCUAUUUUGACGAGCUUCUUGCAGCACUAAUAAUGUUUGUGGCUCGUAGCAUUGCAGCGGAUCAUAAAGAUUUGAUCCACGAUGUGUCAUAUGAUUUUCACGGCCGGAGAAUGGCAACUUGCUCAAGUGAUCAAAGCGUGAAGGUGUGGGACAAGAGUGAAAAUGGGGAAUGGCACUGCACAGCAAGCUGGAAGACACACAGUGGGUCUGUGUGGCGAGUGACAUGGGCACAUCCGGAGUUUGGGCAGGUGCUGGCUUCCUGCUCCUUUGACAGGACGGCUGCCGUAUGGGAAGAGAUCGUAGGGGAGUCCAAUGAUAAACAGAGAGGACAGAGCCAUUGGAUAAAGAGGACUACUUUAGUGGACAGUAGAACAUCAGUGACCGAUGUGAAGUUUGCCCCUAAACACAUGGGUCUAAUGUUGACCACUUGCUCUGCGGAUGGGGUGGUGAGAAUCUACGAGGCUCCAGAUGUGAUGAACUUGAGCCAGUGGUCUCUACAGCACGAGAUCUCCUGCAAGCUCAGCUGUAGCUGCAUUUCUUGGAACCCCUCCAGCUCUCGAGCGCACCCACCCAUGAUUGCAGUAGGGAGUGAUGACAGCAAUGUGAUGUAUGGUGGAAAGGUUCAGAUCUAUGAGUACAAUGAGAAUACAAGGAAAUAUGCUAAGGCAGAGACAUUGAUGACUGUCACGGAUGCGGUACAUGACAUCGCCUUUGCUCCAAACCUUGGAAGAUCCUUCCAUGUACUUGCCAUUGCAACCAAAGAUGUCAGAAUCUUCAAGCUGGUGCCUAUGAGAAAGGAUGCCACCUCUACAGGACCUACCAAAUUUGAGGUGCAGAUUGUGGCUCAGUUUGACAACCAUAACUCCCAGGUGUGGCGUGUGAGCUGGAACAUCACCAGCACUCUAUUGGCCUCAUCUGGGGACGAUGGCUGCGUGCGUCUCUGGAAAGCAAAUUACAUGGAUAACUGGAAAUGCACAGGAAUCCUAAAGGGAGAUGGCAGCCCCCUGUCUGGGUCAUCUGGUCAGCCCACUGCCAUGAGCACUGUGGUGGGCUCCUCCAUUCAGACCUCUCUGAGCACUCUAAAUGGCACAUCAGCAGGAAGGUAUUUCUUUCCGCCCCUGGAUCCGCCCAGAGCAGGGUCCAGGUAUGGUCACCUGCUGCCUCCCUCUUCCCUCAUAGAGCACUGUGACGCUGAGCCCACUCAGCCUCAGCAACAGGCUCCUCUCCACAGACUGUACUCUAGAGCACUGCUACCCUUACCCGAGACUGAGGGACAGUGAUGGGUAACUGUCCACUAAAAUUCCUCGGGGUUGUGGCACAUACUAUUUUCUUUUUCCUUUUUCCUUUUUUUUGUAAUCCUGUUUCUCUCUAAAUUUCAGUCAUCUUUGGACCAGGUCACAAUAUCCAUUUUCCAUUUUCUAAUAUAGAUUUCCAUUUCCUGUUUUUUUGUUUCCUAUUUUUCUUUUUUAUGCAUUUUUCUCAAGCAUAUUAGCGUGUUUUUCUCAGCUUAUUUCACUCAUAAAUAAUUGCAGAACGAUAACAUUGCUGUCUUUAUUGUGCACGGUUGGUGUGGCAGAAGGUACUUGAGGAAAUUCUGUGAGUGAGCCAGCCAGCUUAGAUUCACAAUUCUAUAUGUUCCAUAAAGGUAUGUUGAUAAACUUCUUAUUGAAUUUAUUAUGAGAAUGUAUGACGGUGAAAACAUUUCUUCUGCUUUCCCAUCUUGUAUUAUAUUUCCCAGCAGCUUUGCAACAUUACCAGUUUAACUGUCUCAAGAGAAAGAUGCUUAUCCCUUUAGCGUCUGGUAAAAACUCGAGUUAUCCAGAAGCUAACUUUUAUGAAAAAAUGGCUUUGUGAUACAUGAGUUUUGCCAUUUUACAUUGUCCCUUAACUUGUUUGGCUGUUAAGGGAGAAAGCCUGCAGUCAAACCUUUAAAGAUGAAUAAAUGCAUGUAUUUUCAGUAUGAUUUGAGUAUCCUGUUAGUUUAUCAUUCACUCGUCAUGACACAGAUGAUCAUGGUCAAGUUAAGCUUGAAGUUGACCCUACCUAAUAAAAU